CGCCAGCCAGGCUGUCACUCUCUUCCCCCCCAUUCUGUCUCAUCUCACUCGGCUGUCUGUCAUACUACAUCGUCACCAUCUUCAUCAUCAUCAUCAUCAUCACCAUCACCGUCUCGCUUCUCUCAUCUCAUCCCAUUGCGUCGUGUUUGCGGAGGCACCCACCUUCGUCCACAGGAGGCUGUCAGAGAGACACCACCAUUAUUCUGGUCGUCGCCUCCCAUCUAGCCUCCCCUGCUGCUGCUGCCGCCGCAGCUCGAUACCACGACCAUGUCGGACACCAAGAAGAAAAAGAAUAACAAGGGGAAUGGCUAUCUCCCGCCUCACCGGCGCAAGAACCCCCAACCCGCGCAGCUCUUCAGCCCCCCGCCGUCGCACCCCCAUCACGCCUCCAUCACCGCCUCCCCGUCCCUCCGCCCGCGCUUCCUCUUCCGGCUCCACACGCCCGCCUCCCAGGGCGAGACGUCGGCGCGCUUCGUCUCCUCCGCCGUCGCCGCCUCGCCGCGCCGCCCGCGCUCCGCCGCCGCCCGGUCCGCCCGCCGCGACGUCUUCGCCGUGGAGCCGCCCUCGCGCGCCGCCGACUCCAUCGCCGACCACCUCCGCUGGCGCAGCGCCGGCCCGGCCACCUCGCGCCGCAACCUCGUCUCCUGGUCCUCGUCGCUGCUCGUCGUCGUGCAGCACGGCCUGCGUCGCUACCGUCCCCGCCGCGACGGGCCCGACCUCGACCGCCUGCGCGUCCUCGUCGUCGACACCCUCGCCCUGCCCCGCGGCGCCUUCAUCAGCGACCUGGACCUCAUGGCCGCCUUCGCCCCCCACAGCGCAGACCUCGACGACCUCUACCGCCUGCGCAAGGGCGACGUCCGCUCCUCGCCCCACGGCCAGGCCUACUACUUUGGCGAGUACCUCAGCCAGGGCUACCUCCGCGUCGAGGGACACGCCCGCGACGUCAGCCUCCAGCGCCUCGUCGACUGCCACCUCUUCAGCCUGUGCCCCGGCCUGUCCGUCCGCCGUGCCUGGCCGCGCUGGGCCGACCGCGUCCUCGAGCUGCGCCGUGCCUACGGCGGGCCCUCCAACGGCGGCGGCGCCCGGCAGUCCGUCGACGUCGACCUGCGGGACGUGCGCCGCGCCAUCGUCCUCGCCAGCAGCUGCUUCGGCGAGGAAAACGCCCUGGUCCUCGCCAUCAUGGUCCUCGCGCUGCAGCCGCGAGACCCCGACGCUGAGCAAGCCAUCGUGACGCAUCUCCGAAGCAUGUUUUCAGCCAACGAGACACGCUAUGACGACCAAUUUGUCCUGUCCGACUGCCGGGGUAUGCCCGAGAUCAUACAGUACCAGCGCAUCAUCACGGCCCUGUUUCGCCCAGGUGGGACGGCCCUGGAGGAGCGCCUGGCAGCCCUGACGCUUGAUAACCCGCCCAAGGACUCACCUGAGCGCGUUGCCUUCGUACCUGUCGUGUACAGCUUGCCAGGCUCACAUCAGGACAAGUCCGAUGAUGACUGGGAUUUCGUCGGCUGAGGAUUCCAGCCCCCCAUCCCUUCUCUCCGGGCAUCCACCGGUUCCGUGUGGCUAUCAGAUGCGCCAACGUCCUUUCAGGGGUGCAGGUGGACAGGCGAUAGCCUUGCGGGCACACGAGGGUCUCGGGAGGACGAGAUGCAAUAUCCGCCUUCGUGUACUACAAUCAAGCUACGGCGCUCGCGCGGUGAUUCAAUGCCAUUUUCCAUGACGGAUGCCUAGAGCUGUCCAAUAACGCCACGCUCCCCC
Purpureocillium takamizusanense is the source of this 1755-nucleotide messenger RNA. RefSeq lists its product as uncharacterized. The coding region runs from base 268 to 1509 and encodes 413 amino acids. The transcript has 3 exons. NCBI's taxonomy places the organism in Eukaryota, Fungi, Ascomycota, Sordariomycetes, Hypocreales, Ophiocordycipitaceae. The record is from RefSeq and is a predicted model, not a curated record.